Prunus armeniaca (apricot) is the source of this 822-nucleotide messenger RNA. NCBI's taxonomy places the organism in Eukaryota, Viridiplantae, Streptophyta, Magnoliopsida, Rosales, Rosaceae. The record is from the annotation of a GenBank genome assembly.
AUGGCUUUUGUGGUAGGUCAAGGGGGCAAGAACCUGGUGUUAUCUUCUGCUAUCAAGAAAUGGAAGGAUUUCAAGUCUACACUAACGAGGCAUUAUAUCCUUCCAUACAUCAAGGAGAGGGAGAAAUUAAGCCAACCCCCUGAACUAUAUAAAUUCAUAGAGAAAGCAGAAUGGGAUGCCUUUGUGGCUUCAAGAAAACUUGAGUACAAUCAUCGAUUGUCUCGAAAAGGAUAUGCUGGUUUGGAGGAUCAAUUGGAGGAAACCAUGCCUGGGGUAGAAAUUGAUCGAUCUACCUUAUGGAAGAAAGCUAGACAAGACAAAGAUGGUAACAUCCCUAAUCCAAAGGUGGUAGAGAAAGCAAAAUUAAUUCAUAAGACGUCGGUGUUUUAUUUAUUGCGUCGUUUGAAUAUAUUACUACGUCGAGAUGUUUUAAAAACGUCGUUACAGGAUGAAUUGCAAAAACAAGUCGCUGAAGGCAGUCUCAGUGUAUCUGGCAGUAAUGUUGUGUUGACCUUGGCUUUGGGUCCCGAGCAUCUAGGGAGAGUAAGAGGGGUAGGUGCUGGGAUUUCCCCUAGGCAAUACUUCAAUUUACCUAGACAACAGAGGGUAAAGUUUGCCGAUCAAUUAAAGGAAAGUGUAAGAAUUGUCCUUCAAGAAGAGACUAAGAAGAUGGAAGCUAGAUCAAGGGAAGAGACUUUAAGGAUGGAGGCUAGAACCAAGCAAUUGGUAGAGGCUGAGAGGGAACAUUUACUGAGUCAACUUUCCCAACUCAUCCCCAAUUUUGAUCCAAGCAUGCUUAAACCGAAAACUAGCCCCUGUUAA